AUGAUUAACCCUCAUCCUUUCGACCCUCUCUCGCCUGGAGAAAUCGCAAAGGCUGCGGCAAUUGUUCGCAAUGAGCUUCGAGGGCAUGACCUCAAUUUCCGUGUCAUCACCCUCCAGGAACCACCGAAACAUGUGAUGGUCUCUUUCUUAGAGAACGCUCCUCAUGGACAUGAGCACGGGUCUCCUGUUCGAGCCGCACGCGUUCAAGUAACCGUGCAUGAAGAAUCAAAGCCGAACAUGAUGAUUGAACUGACCAUCGAUCUUACUUCUGGGGUUGUCAUGAAACGAGAGAACUUGCUCGGGAAGCAUCCAUUCAUUGAUUCUGCGUACAUGCAAGCCGCGGAAAAGGCUUGCCGGGCCGAUCCAAGGAUUGAGCUUGAGAUCCAGAAGCUCAAGCUGCCCAAGGGCGCUGAGGUUGUGAUUGAACCGUGGGCGUAUGCGACCGACGGAAUGAGCGAUAUGUCGGAGCGAACGACAAUGUGUUGGUUCUAUAUGCGCCUUCUCAAUCAUGCAGAUGCCAAUUUCUAUGCGUAUCCGCUUGAUCUGUGUGCCGAAGUCUCGGAGCAGUUGCAAGUCACCAAGAUCUAUCAUCUACCUUCUUCAGAAAACGAGCGUAUCCGUGAGAAUGCACGCCCGUAUGAUCAUGACAAGAUUCAUGCCUCGGGGCUCAGUGAGUAUCAUCCUCAGUUAAGACCUCCGCCCCGCAGCACGACAAGGCCGUAUCAGGUUGUGCAGCCCGAAGGACCGUCUUUCCAUGUGAACGGGAAUUCCCUGAGCUGGGAGAAAUGGACGAUGCAUGUGGGCUUCAACUAUCGCGAAGGUCUUACCUUGCAUGAUAUCCGAUACGAUGGGCGAAGCCUCUUCUACCGUCUGGCCUUGUCCGAGAUGUUUGUCCCGUAUGGGGAUCCUCGUAUGCCAUUCCCACGCAAGGGAGCGUUCGACCUGGGAAACGAUGGCGCAGGGAUCAAUGCCAACAACCUGCGUCUUGGCUGUGAUUGCUUGGGAACGAUCAAAUACUUUGACGCAUGGCACAACACCGCUUCAGGGGAGCCACUCAAGCUACCGAAUGUCGUGUGCUGUCACGAACAGGAUGAUGGGAUUCUGUGGAAGCACACCAAUCACCGCACUCAGAAUGCCGUGGUCACUCGGUCGAGAAUUCUCGUACUGCAAUCGAUCAUCACGGUGAGUAAUUAUGAGUACAUCUUUGCCUUUCAUUUUGGCCAAGACGCGUCGAUCUAUUACGAGGUGCGGGCCACUGGCAUCCUGUCAACCUGCCCUAUCAACACGGGAGACAAAGUCAGCUAUGGGACAGUCGUCGCGCCAGGUGUACUGGCUCCGUACCAUCAGCACCUCUUUUGUCUUCGAAUUGAUCCGGCAAUCGAUGGAUAUGCCAACUCGCUGCAGGUCGAAGAGUCGAUCCCCUUGCCCAUGGGUGAUGAGAAAAGUCACAAUCCUUUCGGAGUCGGUUACACUACCAAGUCACAGAUAAUUACUCACGAGGGUGGACACGAUCUCGACUUUACCACCAAUCGCACAUUCAAGAUCAUCAAUGAACACAAGAUGAAUCCUAUCACCGGCACACCGGUGGGCUUCAAGCUGUUGCCGUGCUACAGUCAGAUGCUCCUCGCCCACCCCCAGUCGUACCAUGCCAGACGCUCCGAGUUUGGCAGUCACGCAGUAUGGGUAACGCGCUAUCAAGACGAUGAGCUAUAUCCCUCGGGCCGCCAUACGAUGCAAUCUCUUGGCGGAGACGGCAUCAGCUCGGCCAUUGCACGACGAAAAGGGGACCAAGCUGCCGCGAACGUCAGAAACGAAGAUAUUGUGGUAUGGCAUACAUUUGGAUCAACUCACAAUCCACGGAUUGAGGAUUGGCCAGUGAUGCCUUCCGAAAAGAUGAUUGUCGGUUUGAAGCCCAUCAAUUUCUUUACGGGUAACCCAGGAUUGGAUGUGGCCGUCUCAACGCAGGAACAGAAUCAGAGUGUGUUGGUGGAUGGCACACUGCGCUGUCGUGGUGACGCUUGCUCCCGCCUCUAA
This is a messenger RNA of Penicillium diatomitis, 2034 nucleotides long. RefSeq names its product amine oxidase. The record is from RefSeq and is a predicted model, not a curated record. NCBI's taxonomy places the organism in Eukaryota, Fungi, Ascomycota, Eurotiomycetes, Eurotiales, Aspergillaceae. The coding region runs from base 1 to 2034 and encodes 677 amino acids. Gene Ontology annotation, molecular function: copper ion binding; quinone binding; primary methylamine oxidase activity. The transcript has 3 exons. Gene Ontology annotation, biological process: amine metabolic process.